AGAAACACACGUUCACGAGUCUCACUCUUUGCACGAUCAUUGCGGCCGUCAUUCUCCAGUGAGCUGUCGUAUGAAUCGGGGCAUGUCUCUGCACUUGUUUGUGGUCGCCUGUCAUUUCAUUCUGCCGUAGAAUUUUGAAUAGAAUCAACCCACAAAUACGUCAAUUUGCCUUGAGAAAUGGCUGCCAAUGGAAGCCCCAUGGCUGUGUUCGUGUGCUUGUUUUAUAUCAUCUUCUUUGUUUUACACGCUGUCCAAGUGGAAGUGGAGGCGAAGGUGACCGAUCCGCACAGGGAACCCUCGAAGUGUGAAGUUUGUAAGUUUGUAGCCAACGAGCUUCAGGAGACCAUGGAGGAUACGGGGAAAACUUCUGACGUCCUCCAUCUUGGGCAUCGCAUAGAUCAACCAAAGAGAGAAAUCAAAUACAGGCACUCAGAGCUGAGAUUACUGGAGACUCUGGAUGAGGUCUGCCCCAAGAUCCUUCAAUACAAUAUUCAUGCUGAGAGACAGAACUCAAGAAGGUUUUCCAAGGGUAUGAGUGAAACCAUGGGAACACUUCAUGGCCUCGUUGAUAAAGGGGUCAAAGUUGAACUUGGCAUACCUUAUCAGAUGUGGGAUGAGCCUUCUGCUGCGGUUACUAAAAUGAAACAAUAUUGUGAUACGAUGGUAGAGCAGUUUGAGGAGUCAAUAGAGAACUGGUUCUUUAAGACCAAUCAGGAGAAGAGAUUGUCAGAGUAUCUCUGUCGAGAAAGAGUACUAUCAAAAGAAGACUUGGAAUGUCUGGACGAAGAAUGGACAGGGGCUGAGAAAGUAGACUACAACAAAGAGGCCGAGGAGGAAAGGGAGGAGGAAGAAAGGGAGGAAAAGCUGAAGAAAGAACGGAAGAAGAAGAAGCGGCAGGAGAAAGCGGCGAGGGAGAAGGCCGCCAGGAAAGCGAAAGGAGUGCGGAAGGGCGAGGAGGAGGACGAGCUGGAGGACGACGACGAGGCGUGGGAGCGAAAGAGACAGAUGAGGAAGGAGCAGAUGAGACAGAAGGCCAGGGAGAAGAAAUCUCGAGAGGAGAUACGACGGGAGAUGGAGGAGGAAAAACUCAGGAGGAGGAAAAGGAAGAAUGAUGAAUUAUGAGGGAGGGGAGAUCAUUGGGGAGCAUUUCAUGGAACAUAUAGUCAAUGAUUUUUACUGACUAUUGUUAUAAGCUAUGAGAAAUCCUUGCAUCUGAUUGGCUGGAAGCUAAUAAGUUGGUGAAAAUCACUGACAAGACUUUUCAUGAAACACUCCCCAAAAUUUCCUUUUGCAAACCAUGGAUUAUUACUAAUAUUAUCUGUUAUCAUAAUGCAAGGUUUUAGCCUGUAAAAAAAUCUAAAUAACUUGAAAGGAAUCGAGUUCAAUGUAAAAGGGGGCUGUCAUUUUAUUGUACUUUCUGAAAUUAUUCUUGCCAUUAAGGAAGACUGGCUGUACAUGUGCUCAUUGGGAAAAAUGGUAUACUCAAUGAAUGUUCAAUGAAGGAAUUUUAAUAGUUCACUUCAUAUUGCAUACAAAUCAUAUCAUGAGAUUUUGGAAGAAAACAUUUGCAAUUCACAACUUUUAAAUGUGUUUUCACUGGUAUACAUUGACUGUCAACUUUCUACAGUACAUUCAGUAAAACCCCUGAAUACAUACGGCAAUGUAUUUUAUUAUCAUUCUGAAAUGGAUACAUUAAUUCAAUAAUGUUAAACAAACUAUUCCUGGUGUGGAUUACACCUUGUGUAUGAUAAAUGUUUAUUUCUGCAAGUACACUCUAUGCACAGGUAAUAGCACCUGAACAAACUGUGUAUGUAUGUCUGCGCUCAUUAUCUGAACUGUAUAAUUGGAUACGUGUUGUCUGGAGUUUGUUGCAACUAGUUUACACCUCUUAGAUAUGCAUUCCAUAGUAUUUUGAAGUACUUUGUGUUCAAUGUAUACAUCCGAACUAGAAGCAAAGGAUUUUUUAUUGAAUUUAAUUUGUUUCGAUCAUUUCAAUUCAAAUAAAAGAAGGGAAAGGCAUUUCCCUUUUUUUCAGUUGGAUGUGAAUACAUAGCAUUUCCCUUUUUUUCAGUUGGAUGUGAAUACAUAGCUGUUAUGGGUUAUGGGUGAAACUUUCUUUACAUACAGUCAGAACAGACACUGAGCUCACAUCGUGUUUCUGUUAUCAAUUUCUGUCAUUUCCAUUUCAAGGCACUUUAGUAGUAUCAGGUGUGUGUAUUGCAUUUUGUAGAAAUGGUGGUAAAUUUUUCUAUAUCUUUGCAAAAUCUGUUAUUGUCAGGGUCAAUGUCAAACUGUAUAAUGUCUUAGGUUAUAUAUUUUAUUGCCUUGAAAAUGCUUGUAUAUUUUGUUGCAUACUUUGUAAAGAUUGUUUUUGUAUGCAGUGUAUAGAAUGUAUUUUAAGUCAAUGUUUUCUUCUUUUCCUCUCCUUCCUUCCUUCCUUCCUCCUCCUUCUCCUUCUUUUCCUCCUCUUUUCCUCUUCUUUCUCAUCCUCUUUUCCUCCUCCAUCUCCCCCCCUUCUUUUCUUCUUCUACUUCUCUUUCUCGUUCUCCUUCUCCUCCUCCUUAAUCUCCCUCUUCACUCCGGUAGACUCUUGUAAGAUGCACAAAAACAACAUUUUGUGAGCUACUUGUAGCAUAUAUGUGAAACAGAAACACUCGUGUUUUACAAGUUUCUUUCAUGCCAAAAUAGCAUGUUGAUAUUCUGUUUGUAUUUCAUUGCUAUGUUGAUGAACCAGUCUUGGUAGUGUGUUUGUGUCCUCUUCGUUAGUCGAUAAAAUUACUAACAACUCUGAUUUGAAGGUGCUAUUCUAAAUUGGGUUUCAUGCUGUCUAGAUGUAGUAGAAUAUAUAUGCACCUGAUGUUGGUCUCUGUGUUCACUGCAAAAACACUGGUGUUGAUUUAACACCAGCCCGGAAUCUAUAUAUGUCCACACCAGAGAAGUGUUAAACUACACCAGUUUGGUUUUGGUCUAACACCAGAUAGGUGUUUAUACAACACCAAUUAGUAUUAAAACAGCAUGGGUUUGAUUCCAAAUCGGUGUUGUUUCAAUACUCUGGUGUGGACAUAUAUAGAUUUUGGGCUGGUGUUAAAUCAACACCGGAGUUUUUGCAGUGUAUAGUCUUAUCACACUGUGCCUUUGCCCGCCGAGUGUUUCCUCAUGCACAUACAGUCGUAAAAUUGAAAACUUGUAUGGUAUCCUUUAAAGAUCAAGAUUGUGUGGUACUGAAUUUAAAUUUGUGACGCUGUGUUGAUAUUUGUUUCGUAGUUGAAAUUGUGACAAUGUAUAUAAUCAUUUUGACAGAAAACAAAGAAGCGAUGUGUUACAUGUAUCACACAAUCUACUCUGCAUUCAUCAUAAUUUGUAUAGGUUAAAUUUUCAAUAGUUUUUCAACACUUAUAGCUAGGGUGUUGUAUUUCUCGAACUUUUCUCUUUUUAUUUUUACAUCUUGAAGUUGAUGUAAACAGACAAUACUAUACUGUGAUGAUUAUCUAAAUGGAAAAGCAUUUUACUUUGUUUGGACUCGCUGUACACUGAACUACAUGUCAUGUAUAUCAUUUUUUUGAAAAAAAAUCAUUCAGUAUUAAUGAAAGUCUGUCUACCAGAAAAAUAAGGUAUUGAAAUUUCUAGAUUAUUAAUUUUCUUACAUAAUGAAGCAUUACAGAUGUGAAGAGCAGUGUUAUAUAAAUUAAUGUAUGUUCAGGAACAUGUUGUUGAAAUUGUGUUAUCUCUCUUUAUAAGACAAUAACGAGGGAAAAUUGUAAUGAUCAUUGGAAAAUGUGUGCCUUGCUGAAUUAAAUGCUAAUGAGAAUUUAU
Lytechinus pictus (painted urchin) is the source of this 3813-nucleotide messenger RNA. RefSeq names its product protein canopy 4-like. Bases 178 to 1122 code for a protein of 314 amino acids. The transcript is spliced from 6 exons. NCBI's taxonomy places the organism in Eukaryota, Metazoa, Echinodermata, Echinoidea, Temnopleuroida, Toxopneustidae. The record is from RefSeq and is a predicted model, not a curated record.